Dacryopinax primogenitus is the source of this 1881-nucleotide messenger RNA. RefSeq lists its product as uncharacterized. The transcript has 10 exons. Gene Ontology annotation, molecular function: zinc ion binding; ubiquitin protein ligase activity; ubiquitin conjugating enzyme binding. Gene Ontology annotation, cellular component: ubiquitin ligase complex; cytoplasm. Lineage: Eukaryota; Fungi; Basidiomycota; Dacrymycetes; Dacrymycetales; Dacrymycetaceae. The record is from RefSeq and is a predicted model, not a curated record. Gene Ontology annotation, biological process: positive regulation of proteasomal ubiquitin-dependent protein catabolic process; protein polyubiquitination; ubiquitin-dependent protein catabolic process. The coding region runs from base 95 to 1690 and encodes 531 amino acids.
CACUCUCUCCACGACCAGCGACAACAACGACACACCUGCAAAGCGUCCUGCUCUCUCCCAUACUCGUCUGCCCACUCCAAACUCCACUAGACAUAUGUCUGACGACGCAAUUUCCGACUACUACUCUGACGAGGAGAUGGAGUACAACUACUCCGAUCCAGAGCAGGACGGCGAUGACGCAGAUCUAGAGAACGAGGAGGAGGAGGACUAUGCCCAGUUCACCCCUGCUGUCCUGGGGAAGCGUCCUCUUCCUUGGGAGGUCGAGUACGAGAGCCUCGAACCCGACAAGCUCCGCGAGAUCGUCAACAAAGAUGUCGAGCAUGUUGCUGGGAUUUUUGGUGUUGAGCCUGAGAUCGCUCGAGCUCUUCUGCGUCACUAUAAGUGGAACAAAGAGAGGCUCAUCGAGCAAUACAUGGACGGUCCUGAACGAGUCCUCGCCGCUGCUGGUCUUCCCGCUCAGUCUGGAUUACCAUCGUUCUCUAACUCUCGCUCUCUCGCAGCAACGAAGAAGCCUGCAACCAAAUCCAAGUCGUUCUCUUGCCCAAUCUGCGCCUCUACCCAACCAGGCGAGUCAGCUAUGGCUCUCCCAUGCGGGCACACGUUCUGCAGCGAGUGCUGGGAGAUGUACAUCACCUCCAAGAUCAAGGACGAGGGGGAGUGUGAUGUUCGAUGUAUGGAAGAGGGUUGCGCGAUCCGCAUUCCGACCGCGUGGAUGAAGAAGUUGCUGGACAGUCAUACCUAUGCCAGGUAUCAAGAACUGCUUUUGGCCGCAUAUGUGGCCGACAACAGAAACUUCGAAUUCUGUCCCUUCCCGUCCUGCGACCUUACAGUCAUGACACCGAACUUCUCACCUACACCCUCUGCACUCUCCACCACCGUCCCAACAGUGCACUGCGGGCACGGGCACACUUUUUGCUUCGGCUGUGGCGAACAGCAGGACCACCGUCCGCUCAUCUGUGCUGUCGUCAAGAUGUGGCUCCGCAAGUGUGCGGAUGACAGCGAGACAGCCAACUGGAUCAAGAGCAAUACUAAGGAGUGCCCCAAAUGCGUGAGUACCAUCGAGAAGAAUGGAGGGUGCAACCACAUGACCUGCAAGAAGUGCAAGCAUGAAUUCUGCUGGGUAUGUAUGGGACCGUGGACAGAGCAUGGCACAGCAUGGUAUAACUGCAAUCGAUACGACGAGAAAGCUGGUGUAGACGCGCGCGAUGCCCAAUCGCGGAGCCGUGCGAGUUUGGAGCGGUACCUUCAUUAUUAUAAUCGUUACGCGAACCACGAGCAAUCCGCUCGCUUAGACAGGGAGCUGUAUGCUAAGACGGAGAAGAAGAUGGAGGAGAUGCAGAUUGCUUCUGAGCUGACGUGGAUUGAGGUGCAGUUCGCCAAGCGCGCUGUCGACGAGCUCGUGCGCUGCCGCACUACUCUUAAAUGGACGUACGCGAUGGCAUUCUACCUCGAGAAGAAUAACGAAACGAUCAUGUUUGAAGACAACCAAAGGGAUCUUGAGCGCGCAGUGGAGGAGCUCUCUGAGCUACUUGAGAGCCCCAUCGAGCCUAUGACUAUCACCGAACUGCGAUCAAAGAUGACCAAUUUGACCGUUUAUGUUCAGAAGCGGAAUGAGAUCAUGCUCAACGAUACCGCUCAGAAGUACCAAGAUGGGGCUUGGAUAUGGAAUGUUUCAGUUCCGGACUUCUAGAUCGGGGGUGUAUACCUCUAUUUUACCCCUAGCACGAUUAUUCCACGCCCAUUGCGCAACGCCUCGGACCCGUGCACAUUUCCCUUUCCUUUCCAUCCUUUACGUUUCCUCUCAUUCCCUUCAUUUCUCGUUCCGUAUUUACCUUCUUUCCUCCUACCGCAUGCCACACUAGCCACUCCAUCCACCCCAUC